Messenger RNA from Penicillium digitatum Pd1, 1014 nucleotides. Its product is annotated as CAAX prenyl protease RCE1. Gene Ontology annotation, molecular function: metalloendopeptidase activity. Gene Ontology annotation, cellular component: endoplasmic reticulum membrane. NCBI's taxonomy places the organism in Eukaryota, Fungi, Ascomycota, Eurotiomycetes, Eurotiales, Aspergillaceae. Gene Ontology annotation, biological process: CAAX-box protein processing. The record is from RefSeq and is a predicted model, not a curated record.
AUGGCACCGGCAGGAAUCAUGGAGAGACUGAAGAGUCUGUACUCCAAGCAGGAUGAACCUGCCCUGUCAGAACAGACGGUCGCUUUUCUGUCUGUCCUUCUCACACUACUCUAUGUGGUACCAUUCUAUCUCUCCCCAACAACCCGCCCAUCCCCAAGUUUGAGUCGUGAUGCUCCGUCCGUGAUUCGCGCUCGCAUCCGCGCCGUCACAGGCUCAUGUAUCGUGAGCUCAGUCCUAGUUCUCUGGCUCAUCGUCUAUGAGGAUAAUUCCUCCGUGGGUGCCGGGGUCAGACUCCUCGGUUGGUGGCCCAUUGGCCUGUUGGAGACGCUGCGGAGUCUUUUCUUAACCGCCAUUUUAUUCCUAGGCCCGCUCUUCGAGCGUGGCAUUGUCGAGGGCGAGUGGAAGUUCUGGUUUCGUCCUAAUAGCCUCUCUGCAAGUCUGAGUGGCUGGAUUGGCUGGAGGAAUUUUGUCGCGGGCCCUUUCACAGAAGAAGUCAUGUUCCGAUCUGCGAUGGUCCCGCUACAUUUACUAGCACACACCUCGCCGGGUCGAAUCGUAUUCCUGGCGCCGCUGUAUUUCGGCAUCGCGCACGUGCACCACUUCUACGAGUUCUGUCUGACGCACCCAGAUACGCCGGCACUAGCCGCGCUGCUGCGGUCGCUCUUCCAGUUCGGCUACACGACUAUCUUCGGCUGGUAUGCGACUUUCGUCUAUUUGCGGACCGGCUCAUUGCUGGCCGUUGUUAGCAUCCAUAGUUUCUGUAAUUGGUGUGGAUUGCCGCGGUUCUGGGGACGUGUUGAGGCUGGUGAGACGAUUGGUCCUCCUGUGACUCGGAAAGAUGAUUCUGAUGAUAUCAAAAUUGGGGUGAGAGGUAACAGUGGGGGAUUGGGAGUUGGGUGGACGGUGGCGUAUUAUGUACUUCUCGUUGCUGGGGCGCUUGGUUUUGCUCAGGGGUUGUGGCCUUUGACAGAGUCUUAUCAGGCUCUGGUAUCGUUUUCGGGAAAGUCGAAUUAG